AAAUCAAUAAAACACACUAACCCUCUUCUCCAUAAAAUGGCAGCUCCCGGACGAAAAAUUAACUUUGCUGCUGGUCCAGCAAAGCUUCCUGAAGAAGUUUUACUUAAAAUGCAAGAAGAACAACUCAAUUUCAAUAAUCUAGGAGUCAGUGUCAUUGAAAUGUCGCAUAGAUCGAAGGAAUUCGGAGCUCUUCUCAAUGAAACUAUCAGUCUUAUUCGGGAACUUAUGAACGUACCAGACAACUUUGAAAUUCUUUUCAUGCAAGGCGGCGGAACCGGUCAAUUCGCCGCUAUUCCUCUCAAUCUUAAGGGUGAUCAUGAACACGCGGACUACAUUGUGACAGGCGCGUGGUCUUCAAAAGCAGCAGAUGAGGCUGGAAAAUAUAUCAAUGUGAAGAAGGUUUUUCAACCAUCAAAACCGUAUGUCACUGUACCAGAUCAAGAGAAUUGGGUUCACGAUGAAAAAGCCGCAUAUCUGUAUUAUUGUGCCAAUGAGACUGUACAUGGAAUUGAAUUUACUCCAACUGCUCCAGAAUCACAUAAUGUUCCAUUGGUGGCUGAUGUUUCUUCGAAUUUCAUGGCUAGACCAUUUGAUUUUAAAGAUCACGGAGUGGUUUUCGGUGGAGCUCAGAAAAACCUUGGCGCCGCUGGUCUUACAAUCGUUAUUGUUCGGAAAGAUCUUAUCGGAAAGCAACAAGCAAUCACUCCAUCUGUCUUCAGUUAUAAAGAAAUGAUUGCAAAUAAUAGUUUGUAUAAUACACCACCAACUGGAGGUAUCUACACAACAAAUCUCGUUCUCAAAUGGAUAAAAUCAAAAGGUGGACUUCAAGCAAUCUAUGAGCUAAACCUUCAAAAAUCUGGAAUGAUUUAUGAUAUAAUUGAUAAUUCAAAUGGUUUUUAUCACUGCGCCGUUGACAAACGCUACCGUAGUAUUAUGAAUGUUUGCUUCCGAAUUGGCGGUCCAUCUGGAAACGAUGAACUUGAGGAGAAGUUCUUGAAAGGAUCUAUUGAACGAAAUAUGAUUAGUUUAAAGGGACAUAGAUCAGUUGGUGGAAUCCGUGCAUCGCUCUAUAAUGCCAUCUCAGUCGAGGAGACACAAGUACUUGCCACGUGGAUGAAUGAGUUCCAGAAACUCCAUAAUACUAACUAGUCGGGAGACACUAUAUUUUUCUUGUAUUCUUAUUCUGAAUUUGUCUGUGAUUUUUAAAAACCUUCAUGUGCCUUUUUGAUUGUUUGUAUUUGAAUUUUUAAAGUGAUUUUAAGAACCAAUAAAUAAUGGUUAAC
Molecule: messenger RNA, 1283 nt
Organism: Caenorhabditis elegans
Lineage: Eukaryota; Metazoa; Nematoda; Chromadorea; Rhabditida; Rhabditidae
Gene: F26H9.5
Product: putative phosphoserine aminotransferase
Exons: 5
Coding region: 37-1149 (370 amino acids)
Biological process (GO): L-serine biosynthetic process
Molecular function (GO): O-phospho-L-serine:2-oxoglutarate transaminase activity
Source: RefSeq, marked reviewed